AUGGAUGCAGUUGUGCAAAUCGAAACGAAAUGUGCAUUAGAACGAUCAGAUAUUUGCCGUGCGUGCGGUGGGGCGAAUGCCGUUAAGCCUCUUUCGGUGUAUGGAAAUAUUUUUGAAUGGUGUACUUCAGUUAAAGUAAAUCUCUCUGGUGAUCUUCCCUCAAACAUAUGCAGCAGGUGUUUUCAAAAGUUGAAAAUAUCCUACAAUUUUAAAAUUUUAUGCAAUCGCACUGACAAACAGCUCAGAAAGAGUUCGAACCAGCUGCCUAGAAAAGAGAACUUUUCACUGGAUGUUAGCGUUCCAACUGCAGAAAGUGAAUUAUCAGAACAAGCGUCUGAUGAUGACAAUUUGGCAGAGGUGAUUAAAGUAAUAGUGUUGAAAGAUAAUAAAGUUUUAAACAGCGUUCCGAUCAUAAGUAUUCCAACCGCUGAUAAGUCAUUUGAUAGUCAAUCUAUAUUGAUUCGUAAACGAGACAUUCCGGAAACGAGAAGCAAUCAAGUUGUACGUUUUAGUUGUUCGGAAUGUAAAAAGGAAUUUUCAACGAAAACUAAUUUAUAUCGACACCAAAUAUCCCACGGAGGCGUAAAACCUUUUAAAUGUAAUAUUUGCAACAAAGGGUUCACUCAAAGUGGAUCUCUUAAAACGCAUAUGUUUACACAUUUCAAUAUUAAACCCUUUGUAUGUAAUGUGUGUGGACAGCGGUUCACUCAGAACAAAUCUGUAAAACUUCAUCUUCGUCGUCAUACCGGCGAAAGGCCAUUUAUUUGUGGCAUAUGUAACGCUACAUUUCGUCAAAAGGGCGGUCUGGAUCGGCAUAUGAAAAUUCAUGAAAUAUCGUAA
Anopheles nili is the source of this 840-nucleotide messenger RNA. RefSeq names its product zinc finger protein OZF-like. Gene Ontology annotation, biological process: regulation of transcription by RNA polymerase II. The record is from RefSeq and is a predicted model, not a curated record. The coding region runs from base 1 to 840 and encodes 279 amino acids. Gene Ontology annotation, molecular function: DNA-binding transcription factor activity; zinc ion binding; RNA polymerase II cis-regulatory region sequence-specific DNA binding. The transcript is spliced from 3 exons. Gene Ontology annotation, cellular component: nucleus. Lineage: Eukaryota; Metazoa; Arthropoda; Insecta; Diptera; Culicidae.